Messenger RNA from Geosmithia morbida, 561 nucleotides. Its product is annotated as H/ACA ribonucleoprotein complex subunit 1. Bases 1 to 561 code for a protein of 186 amino acids. Gene Ontology annotation, cellular component: box H/ACA snoRNP complex. Gene Ontology annotation, biological process: snoRNA guided rRNA pseudouridine synthesis; ribosome biogenesis. Gene Ontology annotation, molecular function: box H/ACA snoRNA binding. The record is from RefSeq and is a predicted model, not a curated record. The transcript has a single exon. Lineage: Eukaryota; Fungi; Ascomycota; Sordariomycetes; Hypocreales; Bionectriaceae.
AUGGGUAAAUUCAUGCACGCCUGCGAGGGAGAGAUGGUAUGCGAGUCCAUCAACCCCAAGGUGCCGCACUUCAACGCGCAAAUCUUCCUCGAGAACAAGACGGCCGUGGGCAAGGUGGACGAGGUCCUCGGCCCCAUCAACCAGCUCUACUUCACCAUCAAGCCGACCGAGGGCAUCCAGGCCACCUCCUUCAAGGAAGGGGACAAGUUCUACAUCGGUGGCGAGAAGCUCCUCCCCCUCGAGAGGUUCCUGCCCAAGCCUAAGCCUCCGCCCGGUGCUGCCAAGCCCAAGCGUGCCGGCGGCGGCGGUGCCGGUCGUGGCCGCGGCGGUGCCGGCGGCUUCGGUGGCCGUGGCGGUGGCGGUCGCGGCGGACCUCGCGGUGGAUUCGGCGGCCGUGGCGGUGCCGGUGGUCGCGGUCGUGGUGGUAGCGGUUUCGGAGCCGGUCGCGGCGGCUUCGGCGGUGGUCGCGGCGGCGGUGGCUUCGGCGGCGGUCGUGGUGCCGGUGGUGGUGGUGGUGGUGGUCGUGGCCGUGGUGGUUUCAGCGGUGGACGUGGUAGGUAA